Thermothelomyces thermophilus ATCC 42464 is the source of this 3574-nucleotide messenger RNA. RefSeq lists its product as uncharacterized. Gene Ontology annotation, biological process: iron-sulfur cluster assembly. The record is from RefSeq and is a predicted model, not a curated record. Lineage: Eukaryota; Fungi; Ascomycota; Sordariomycetes; Sordariales; Chaetomiaceae. The coding region runs from base 214 to 3474 and encodes 1086 amino acids. The transcript is spliced from 3 exons. Gene Ontology annotation, cellular component: cytosolic [4Fe-4S] assembly targeting complex.
GUCAUGUCCCUUCGAUCCCUCAUGGUGGACUGAAUCUGAUUCUCUGCUGCCUUCUCUUCUCCAGCUCUGGGAUUCUUGGCCGGAACACUAGAAGCGCUCGACAAGGCUACGCUGAAGUCGGAUCAAGGUAUGCGCGCCCAAGUUGAUGACCACAGAGAGGCCCCUUGACUCAUAACCGUCGCAGUCCUCCGCCUUCUCGGCUUCUUCGGCGCCAUGUUCUCAUACGACCACAAAGCAGGCAUCACGGCGUCUGCAAAGGCUCUACGGCAGCUGUACUCUAUGAAAGGCUUCAAACCGAGCAUGGGCGUCAAGGUACUAGAGGACGUCUGCAAGAUCAAGGAAGACUUCAGACUGCAAACUGCCGUUACUAGGCUGGAGGUCUACGAGCUCUUCCUCAGCCUUGUUCGGGAUCCGGCCGUCAGCAGCGAGCUGAAGCACAAAUAUGGUUCGGCCUGCGGCUUCGCCCUUGACAUGAUUCAGGUUUGCCAAAGUGAGAGGGAUCCACGGAAUCUCAUGGUUUGGUUUGAGAUUCUUCGUAUACUCCUCGCCGACUACGACCCAUCAGCCGAGGUGACCGAGGAACUCUUCAAAGUCUUCUCGGCUUAUUUUCCAAUUUCCCUCCGGAGCUCUGCUACACCGAUUGGGAUCACGGCCGACGAUCUGAAGGAGGCUGUGAGAAGCUGUUUCUCGGCACACCAUCGCGUUGCCCCUCACGGCUUUCCCUUCCUCCUACAGAAGCUUGACCAAGGAGAUGCCGUAACGGUCGCUGUCAAGGUUGACAUCUUGAAGACCAUCAAAGCUUGUAUUGAGCAAUAUGAGAACCCGCCGGCCAACAUUGUUCCACACAUCGAACAGAUCUGGAACUCGCUCAAGUACGAAGUACGGAACGGCGAGGUAAAGGAGACCAUCGACGCGACUCUAGAUGUGCUCCGGGCUAUUGCCCGAAGGCUGGAUGGCACGAAGAAUCAUAAGCUGGAGGUAUCGUCACUCAAAGGUUAUAUCGGCCUUGUUUCUAGAGAUUGCCGGGACGAUCUCGCAAACCCCACAUACACGAAGCAGGCCGGGCUACUCUUGAUGACCGUCAUAACUGCCACCAUCAGAGCAUACGUGCUCUAUAACGCAGGUUUCAUUGACAUUCUUCGUCAAAACCUACGGCAGCCCAAGUCGCCCUCCCAUACUCGGGACCUUAUUCUUCUUGUCAACUCUUUUCUGAAGACCAGGAUGGAGCUAUUCAAUGCCAGGAAAGAAGCACACCCGGAUGACGAAAAGAGCUUGAGGGCCGAAUCUCGUUCCCAUCUGGAAACAUUGUUCCAUGAUAUUUACUUACCCGUUUGGGCCGGCAAGGCACAGGCUCCUACCUCUGAGGAGAAGGACGUUCUUAAGCAGGUCAUUCAGGGUCUCGCCCUGCUUGUUAGCCAACAAGUGCUCCAGCCGGAUGGGGCCCCUGUCUUAUUAUGUUCUAGUUCGGUUUGCUCCGAGAUUUGUUCCCUUCUAACCUCAACAAUCAUAAAAGGUUUGACCUUGAGUCCGAAUGACAACAAUGACGAGGACUCCUCUCUGGAAGACGAGGCGGUGCUCGCACUGCGCACGGUUGUCACCAACUAUACCGAGGGUUAUUCAGAGCUUGCGAACAGAGUCAGGGCAGAGGUCAAAAAACGGGACUGGGCCAAGCCUUCCGAAUACUCGCUCGGUGCUCUCAGAAACCUCCUAUCUCGUUUCACCUUCAUUGGUUGUUCCGAGAUACCAUCAAGAAUCGGAGCUGAUGACCAAAAGCGGUUCUCGCCCCUCCAGCAUUUCGUCACACUCGCAGCAAGCCUCCUGGAACUCUUCCCCCUUUCAUCCGAGUCCGAGUCCGCCGAAACUUCCCGCACCAAAGAUGACGCGUCUGCGAAUGCCCACGUGAUAUCAUCUCUCCAUGCCUCGGUUAUCUGGUUCCGGGACGCAUGCGAGGCGAAGUACGGAAAAGAUGCGCUGAACUCGAAUUUGACUAGUAGUCAGAACUGGCUAGACGAGUUUAAGCAACUACCAGAAGACUGGCUGCUGCAAAUACACCGCGGCGAUGGCGCGUCUAGCGCGACACCGCUCGAAGUGCUGCAAGAGGAUGACCCCAAGGUCUAUCUUCAAUUCUUGAAGCUCAGCCUCUUCAUUGUGUGGCAACUCUACCGGUCUGCAUCCGCCAAACGCCAGGGACCGUGGGAUGAGAGAGCUCUUGUCCAGCUCUCCCAAACGACCGCGCUGGUGGUGCAAAGUCUCGACGAAGAGCUCCAAGUGCGUUGCAACCUGGCCUAUGAGGCCUUCAAUCUCUUCCGCGACACGCAUGCGCCUAUUGGAAAGGACUCUUGGGAUCUCUCCACCGGGCUCUUGACGCUGGGAGUUCUGCAAGGGUUGCGGCCAGGGGCAUUGGCGGGAUUGUAUGAACCAGGCGGACAAGCAGAACGUUUCAUGCGCGACUCACUUGGCUUCGUGCACUCUCCAUCGCGCGAGAGCGACGUCCUGGCGGCCAUCGGGGCAAUUCUCGCAAACAAAUACAAGGGUGGGCCAUCGACAGCCGACCCAGAGAGCCUGUUGAUGAAACGGGUCCUUGACUUCUGGGGCAAUUGGCUUGGGGAAGCCACCACAACUAAGCCAACAGAAGAGACCACCUUCCAAGCCCACAGCACGAUUGCCAUGAAUAUCGUGGCCGGUGCCGCCGCCCGUCAGGACAAGCACGUCCUCUCCUUGAUCCCUUCGAUCCACCAGGCGAUUCCAUCCCCGCACCCCAACGGCGAAAUCCUUGCCAAUUCUCUCGGCCUCGUCAUCAAGCAGAACCCCUUUCUCACGCCCGAAAGCCACUCCAUCGUCAAACGCUUCUACAAACAGUGGAUCUACACCCACCUUGCCAAACCCCUUCUCGGACCCGCCCAGCCCGGCGGGUCCGAGGAGCCCAACUCCGCAGCCCGCUACCGCGCCGCGGUCCUGUCCGUGGUGUCUAAUUGUCCAUUCGCCGUCUACCAAGACGAUUUACAGGCGCUGAUCCGGCUGCUCAUUACUGCACUGUCGUCGGCAAUGGCAACGGAGACGGGGGCGGCGGCAGCCUCUCCGUUCACAUGGUCGCAGAUCAUAGCGGCGCUAGAGGUCUUGGUUGAGAUCUUGACGCACGAAUCGGAGGCACUGAAGGGGUAUCUGAGGGAGGUGAUUGGCGGGGUGACUAAGGUGUAUCAGGCCUCUUGUCCUCCCAGGAAAAGGGACACAGAGACCGUGGGAGAUGGGGGGCCGGCUCAGCGAGAACAACAGCAGCAGCGGGCGGUGUGUCGACGGCUCUCGCUGCAGGUGCUGGGUGGGAUUCCCAGUCGGUUUGAGGAGCGGCUUGUAAGGGCGCAUGCUUUGCCCACGCUGCGGAUGUUGGCGGUGGCUUGUGGAGACCCGGUACGGAAGGUGAGGGAGGUUGCGAGGACGGCGAGAGGAAGUUGGGCCAAGGUCGUCCAGAGCGGGUGAUGGGAAACGCCGGGAGAGUGAAGCAAAGGGCUGGGUUGGUGAUGGUCAUGCAAGAGGGAUAAUAAGCUUACCAAUACAUUGAGUUGCCUCUGACUCCUGC